ACUUCAUUGAAAGCCUCUCCAAUCACUCUGCUCUAAUGGCAACUUCUACAAGCCUAAAACCAGUUAAACUUGGAGAAUUCCUCAAAGAGGAACAAGAGCCUUUUGUCCUAGAGGAUUACCUUACAGAAAAAAGGCUUCAGAGGAACAACAGUGCGCGCAAGUCUUUAAAGAGAUCAUGCAGUAGUGACUCAAACAAGAUCAGAAGAAAGAGCAAUUCACACUGUCCUAAGGUAUUGAGAGGUGUAUAUAAUAAGCUUACUUCUAUUAAUUUGAGAUUAGUAAUUAGAAAACCUGACAAUGGGGAAGGAAAGUUUGGCGUACCCACCACAGCCCAAGUUGCUGAAUCAGAUAACUUUUCCACUGCUAGCAGCUCAACAGUUUUCAAUUCAUGUUCUGCGAGCGAUGAAGAAGAAACUCCAACUUCAUUGCGAGAAGAUCAUACCUUGUGUACAGCAGAAACUUCACAGCCUAAGAAACCAUACAGUGGGAAACAGGAUGUGAUAGGAAAAAAGCUUCUAUGGGGAUGCAACAGUAUGCAACUAAGCCCCGUAUCAGUACUAGCAGAGGGAUCAUUUCAUGGUGCUUCUCCACAUCACCACAAUAAACCAGCAAAAAAGGACUUCAGUACCAAAAAACAAGACAAUUCGUCAAAAACAAAAAUUACAGAAGAAGCCAUCUUAUCAGCUUCUAUUUGGAAAUUUUUUAUCCACUCAGAGCAACAGAAGCCAAGUUGUAAAGGAGUCCAAUCUAGUUCCUCUUCUCAGUUGUUAAAAUCCAAAAAGGUGUUGCAGCCAAAAAGACAGCUACUGUUCGACUGUGUGAGGGAGAUUAUAAAGACCCAUGUGUCCAAGAUGCAAGGACGUCACAAACAAUAUCUGGGAUAUGAAGAGCUUGGAAAGCUCAUUUGUGACAAAAUAAAGUUAUGGGAAAAACUAUCCGCGGAUGAAACGAACUUACUGCAACUAUUAGACUUUGAAUUCCAAGGUUCAGCACAGGAAUGGAGUAAUUUUGAGCAACAAAGAAGGUAUAUAGGAUUAAAGAUCGCAGAUGCAAUCUUCGAAGAGACCAAGAAUGAAAUUGUUGUUGAAAUAGUAGACUUUUUGGAUAAAAAUACAUAUUAAGCAAUCUCUAGUUUCAUUACUCCCAUUCACUGACUUACUGUUAUUCAAUUCAUUCAUCUCUAUCAGGUAAAGCAUGCUAAUUUGUGGGGUUGGGUGAUAGCAAAACGGUAGACACUUCUUCCUUCCUAUCUUUCCUAGAAGACAGGACAAUCAUUAUGGCUUGAUCUACACCAUUUUCACUUUCUAGAAACCAGACAUGAAGAGUUGUUGAUUUCAUGCAUACUUGCAGAAAGAAAAAUGCUCUCUGCAGUACAUACCGACACUCGCGAACUCAUUUGGCCACAAUUGCUUUCUUAAGAUUCCUUGUCAUUUUGUUGCUCUAGUGUGUGUAACACACUGGGCAAAAAGGGUUCAUUAGUAGAAUGGAGUCCAACCUUUCUAUACUAGUUAAAAAGACAGAUGAGUCGAAAGUGAUAUGAAAACAAACCAAUUCCAAAUACUAGAACAAUUGGUCAUCUAAUCUUCGAGUUUAGUGUGAAAGUAGCAUUUUGUCCCCAAGCACAUGCCUUUGGACUUACCAGACAUGACAGCUAUACAUUGAUAUACUCAUUCAAACAAUAUCAUAGUUUUUCUAGUUCAAUCUGAUUUAGUAAUUUCUCAGGAAGUUCAGAAAAGGAAUUCACAUCAUAAAAGAAAGCAAGCAAGCGUUUUUU
Tripterygium wilfordii is the source of this 1774-nucleotide messenger RNA. RefSeq lists its product as uncharacterized. The transcript is spliced from 3 exons. Bases 36 to 1121 code for a protein of 361 amino acids. Lineage: Eukaryota; Viridiplantae; Streptophyta; Magnoliopsida; Celastrales; Celastraceae. The record is from RefSeq and is a predicted model, not a curated record.